Pelobates cultripes (western spadefoot toad) is the source of this 273-nucleotide messenger RNA. NCBI's taxonomy places the organism in Eukaryota, Metazoa, Chordata, Amphibia, Anura, Pelobatidae. The record is from the annotation of a GenBank genome assembly.
AUGGCGGAGACCGCAUGUCGAGUCACCCGCGACAGACGGAAGACGGACGCACCCACCUCACAGUGGCAGCAGGCCGGCACUAGCCACAUGGGAACCGCCGGGCACCUGCAAAGACCCACCCAGAGCCAAGCCAAACAGGCGGAGAAGCCGGAGCCACCUCAAGCCAACGCAAACAGCUCCACAAGCAACCGACGGAGGUCGACACCUGCAAACUACUGCCUAAACACCGCCAAAUGCUCAACUCAAAGAGGAGACAGUGCUCCAGCUACAUAG